This is a messenger RNA of Dentiscutata erythropus, 1586 nucleotides long. The record is from the annotation of a GenBank genome assembly. Lineage: Eukaryota; Fungi; Glomeromycota; Glomeromycetes; Diversisporales; Gigasporaceae.
AUGAACUGGAACGUUUGCGAGAAUUGUCUCCAAGCAUUCAGAUUCUUCAGCAAAAGGUUGAAUCGUCAGAAUAUCAACUUUCUCUAAUGGGGUCUCUCCGUCGUCAAGCUGCCGAAUUGGAAACUGAAAAUGCUGCGUUAAAAAAAGAAAAAGUCGAGUGGACAAGUUAUUUAGAUCAGGAAAAAGACAAAAUCAAUGUUAACUCACCUUAUAAACUCUGUAAAGAACUUGCGUCGAGACGGAUUGAAAUUAAUAUGCUUGAAGAAAAAGGACGCCGUCUAGAAGAACAAAUAAAAGACAGGGAUAUGAUAAUUUCAGAAAAUGAAUGCAAAAUUAUACAGCUAAACAGCAAGUAUAAAUCUAUGGAAAAUAGGCUUACGAGCGAGCUUGAAGUAUAUAAAAGGGAGAAAAACUUGUUGCAGAAAGAAGUAGAAAUGUUGACUGAAGCAUUGAAAUCAUACGAUAAAGAAGAGCAACACCUACAAACCAAUUAUAAUGUGCAGAAAAUUGAACGUAUUCAAGUAUUAGAAAACUUACUUGCAACGUACAAAGAAAAGCUCGAACAAGUAUCAGCACAAUCACAUAAUGAUCUACAGCCAGAAGACCAAGCGAGUUCUUCUGAAAUAAACUUUCGUACGGUUGAAGUUUUGCGUCGUAAUGAAGAGUUGCAAGCAAUCAUUUAUGACCUGAAAAAUGAAAAUGUUAAUCUGCAAAAAGAGAUUACUUCUCUACAAAUGCAGAUCACUGUUCUUGAACAAAAGGAUUUAAAAAUACAUUCGUCAGAAUUGAUUAAGCAAAACGAAAUUUUACAAGAAACUAUAAACGAACUCAAAAACGAGAAUUUAUCAUUGCAAAAACAUGCAUCAUCUCUCGAUCAACAAGUUUUUGCUUUGGAGAAAGCAGUGGGGAGGGGCGAAUAUAAUCGCGAAACAACUCGAGUUUUGGAAUUGAAAGAUAAUCCUUCGUCGAGAGAUUAUGCUAUUCGUCAAAGCACUUUAGAUGCAUUAAAAACCGAAAAUAGUCAGCUUUUAGCUAAAUUAAAAGAAUUGCAGAAAAUGCUCGAAAACAAUCACGCAACACAAGUAGAAACGAUAGAUGGUACUUAUAGUAACAUCAUCGAUGUAAUACCGACUCAAAGCUUUACAAAUCUUGAAAAUGAGAAUAAACAACUUUUAGAACAGAUCGCAGAAAAAGAAAAGAGAAUAUCAAGGUUAAAAGAGGUUUGGAAAACUAAGGCUCAAGAAUAUAGAGAGGCCGUGUAUAGCCUCCUUGGUUAUAAGUUUGAUUUUCUUGAAAACGGCCGAGUUCGUUUAACAUCCAUGUACUCCGAACAAGAUGAUCAAUCGUUCGUUUUUACUUCAGAUGAUAAUGAUUGUGGUACUAUGCAAUUAGUUGGAGGAAAUUCAGAAUUCAUAAAGAGCUUAGAUGAUCUUAUAAAAUUCUGGGUAGUUGAACGUAGUUCAAUACCGUGUUUUUUGAGUAGUCUCACUAUGAAACUAUUCGAAAAAACGACAUCCGGGCCUGUCGGUAGGGACAUGGAUAUGAGUAUAUGUAGUACAGUAAAUCAAGAUAACAUAGCCGAAUAA